AACAACCUCUUACACAAUAGCAACCAAAUAGUCAAGUAGCGUCAUUGAUAGUAUUUAUAGUAUUUAUAUCAAUGGCAUACAGCAUGGAGACGUUAUGGGCGUAUUUACCAAAAAAUAAUAAUUAUUAUUAUUUUAUGUCUGCCUAGGUAAUUAGGUAUUGUUGUUUCUCCCCUUUUAUUUUGCCAAUCUCACCUGGACUUCAUAAUGGCCCCUUCGUUAGCCUCUUCUUUGAAAGACCCUAGCCUUCUAGUCGAGAAGACAUAUAUCAACGGCCAGUGGUUGUCUUCAAAAUCUCAAAAAACAUUCCAAGUCCGAAACCCCGCUUCGGGACAAGUAAUUGGAACCUGUCCGGAGUCAACGGUAGAAGACCUAAACGACGCGAUACAAGCUUCUUCACAAGCAUUUCCUAAGUGGAGGGCACUCUCCGGAAGGCAACGAGGACGCAUACUACGGCGCCUAUUUGACCUUAUCGUUGAAAAUAAGGAAGAUAUUGGAAGGAUUAUUACAGCCGAGAAUGGAAAGGCUAGAGGAGAUGCCGAAGGUGAAGCGUUAUUUUCGGCUAGCUUCUUUGAAUGGUUCGCUGAGGAAGCCCCCCGAAUCUACGGGGAUGUAGUGCCACAUAGCACUCCGAACGGCAGGAUUCAGAUUCUCAGACAGCCAGUUGGCGUGUGCGGCCUCAUAACCCCCUGGAACUUCCCCAUGGCCAUGGGCGCACGAAAAAUUGCCGCGGCACUCGCUGCCGGAUGCACAGUUGUCUUGAAGUCGGAUGGUUUGACGCCAUUCUCUUCAAAUGUAUUAGCUGUGCUAGGGGAGCGUGCAGGUAUCCCCAAAGGUGUCUUCAACGUCAUAACAGCACUCGAGAACACGCCAUCACUCGGUCUUGCCCUUUGUCAAUCGGAUGCAGUCAAGAAGAUAUCGUUCACCGGUUCCACGAGAGUCGGCAAAAUAUUAAUGCAACAAUCAAGCAGCACGCUUAAAAAACUGAGCUUGGAACUUGGAGGUAACGCUCCAUUCAUCGUUUUCGACGACGCGGACGUCGAAGUAGCGGUAGCCAGCGCCCUUGUGAGUAAGUUUAAGGUAACUGGCCAGACUUGUGUCUGCGCCAACAGAAUAUUCGUACAAGAAGGCAUAUACGACAAGUUUAGCAGAAGACUUGUGGAGGAGGUCAGGAAGUUCCGCGUUGGCGACGGGUCGGGCGAUUCCAUUACUCACGGACCUCUUACUACGGGCGUUAGCAAGGUAGAAGAACAUGUUGAAGAUGCCAUCAGCAAGAAAGCGAAAAUCCUACUCGGUGGCAAACGAAUUCCCGAUCUCGGCACAAAUUUCUAUGAGCUUACUAUCCUAGGCGAUGUUGACGAUUCGAUGAAGGUGAUGAGCGAAGAAACAUUCGGACCCCUCGCGGCGUUAACCAAAUUCAAGACUGAAGACGAAGUAAUCCAGAGGGCCAAUAGCGUCGAGGUAGGAUUAGCUUCCUAUCUCAUCACCAACGACCUAGCUAGGUCGCAUCGCGUAUCAGAAAGGCUAGAGUUCGGUAUGGUUGCUAUCAACACUGGCGUUAUUUCGGAUCCAGCGGCGCCUUUUGGGGGAGUUAAACAUUCCGGCAUGGGUCGCGAAGGUAGCAAGUAUGGACUUGACGAUUACCUGGUGCACAAAUCUAUUAUCAUUGGGAAUGUCAAUACCGAAUACAAGCUAUAGUUCAUUUGUAAUUCAUAGACUAGAUUACAUCAUAGAAAUACAAUGAACUAGUAUAUGCC
Molecule: messenger RNA, 1754 nt
Organism: Hypoxylon trugodes
Lineage: Eukaryota; Fungi; Ascomycota; Sordariomycetes; Xylariales; Hypoxylaceae
Product: aldehyde dehydrogenase
Exons: 2
Coding region: 205-1695 (496 amino acids)
Molecular function (GO): succinate-semialdehyde dehydrogenase (NAD+) activity
Source: RefSeq, a predicted model, not a curated record